AGCCCGGCCCACGGCCCACGCAAACAUGCCCUCCUCCUACUCCUUCCCCCAACUCUCGCUCGGUCGCUCCCCUUUCCCCGCCGGCGGCGGCGCCAGGGGCGGCGGAGGCGGAGGAGGAAGAUCCUGCGGGGGAUGGAGCGGCGUGCGCCCUUGGGGCUCCAGCUAGCAGCAGCCGGUUCUACGUAUGGAGGAGGGAUAUUCUUCCUUGAUAUUGUAUUUCCGAUUGAUUAUUCGUUUAAACAUCCCAUGGUAACUUUCAAGACAAGGAUUUACUACUGCAAUGUUGACUCCACUGGUAACUUGAGUAUGGGCAUUUUAAGGGAAGGCUGGAGUCCUGCUUUUACUAUUUCAAAGGUGCUACUUGCCACUAAAGCAAUCAUCGCAAACCCGGAUCCAUGUAUGUUCCAAGUUUCAGCAUAUUAUCAGGAUAGGAUUAAAGGCUACUAGGACAGGCACUGAUCUUCCAAAUGACCAAACCAGACUUUACCUCUGAAAAGGACAUUUUACCAGAUCACCUAUUCCCAGUAUGUACUAUGCAUCUACUGAUCACAUCAGGCAACCUAUAACAACUCCACCCCUGAGAAGAAGCAAGUUGCUCAUUCCGGUGAUCUUUCUCCCCAAACCACUGACAAUGGCCACAGAGUGUGGUGUGAACAAAUCCCGCCGCUUCGAUCCUGGCAUGUCGAGGCGAACACGAAGAUCAACAAGUCUCAUCGUUUGUUAUCAAGAUCAACAUGCGCCGUCCCUGGUGCAGCAGCUACGUCAAGAUGACAAGCUGAAGACAUUGUUCCAGCGCCAAGGUAUGGAGCUUCAGCCACCAUAUCCAUAUGAAGAUCAGGAGCUGCAAAGCGAAGGUGAUGAACAGGAGACACCGAAUCGAUACCAUGAUGAGCAGGAGGAGAAACCUCACCAUUAUCUAGAUGAAGAGCAGGAGAAGAAACCAUUCCAGGAUCAAGACGGAGAGAGGAAAACACCAAAGCAAUAUCUUGAUGAGGAUCAGAAGACAGUGCAGCAAUGCCAAUAUGAGGACAAGAAGGUGCCAAAUCAAUGCAAAGAUGAGGAGAAUACUCCAGGGCAAUACCAAGAUGAGGAGCAGAAAAUAGCUAAACAAUGCAAAGAAGAAGAAGAAGAAGAAGAAGAGAAUGCAUUAGAGAAGUAUCAAGAUGAAGAGCACAAGUCACUCAAGGCACAACACCAAUGCCAAGACACGGAGCGGAAGGCCCCGGGGCAAUGCAAAACUGCGAAGACGAAGCUGAUCACGCCGCCUUGUGCCAACGAUGUGCCCCGGUUCUCCCUUCAGGAUCUGAUACAAGAGAAGCAGCUCCUCAUCGGAGAAGCCAAGGCCACCAGCAAGCUCGGAAACGGCAAGAAAGCCAUUGCUGAUCGUAAACUCCCUCCACCUCCGGCUGCCUCCAGCGCGACGUUGGCUAUGGUGAUAAAGCGACCUGAUGGGGGAAAGAAGUCGAUGGGAGUGAUCCGCCGGUGCGUGCAGGCCCUGAACCAGAUGGUCAAGGCCAAACAUGGCUCCAAGAAGAACAAGCCUCCUUUCUAAUCAAGUGAGUACAUGCAUCUGGUCCAGAGUUCCCUGGUAGAAUCAGCACGUCUCAGAAUAAUGCACUGUUACUGUGCAAAUACAUAGUUUUUUGGGGAUAGUUCUUCAAGUUGUGCAGAAUCUGCCAAGGAACUCUAGAGCAAGGCCAACCAUCUUUUCAACUUUAGUAGUAAGGUGUCAUGAUCUAUGUGUCAUUAUGGCAUUUGGUCAGCAAUAUUUGUAAUUACUCAAUGAUGUAUCAGAUGAGAAGCAUCAGAGUCUAGCUAGUUCACGCGCUCUGAAUGCAUCUUUGUGCAAAGUUAUACUGUAUAUUACAGGAAGUAUGAACAGGAGGGAAUUGCACAGUUCUACACCGACACUUUCUCUGAGUAUCAGGUCAGAGAUGGUGUUGGUGCACGCUCCCUUUCUAUAUUUCUGAUAGUCACCUCCCCUUUUCA
This is a messenger RNA of Oryza sativa Japonica Group (Japanese rice), 1989 nucleotides long. RefSeq lists its product as uncharacterized. The record is from RefSeq and is a predicted model, not a curated record. Lineage: Eukaryota; Viridiplantae; Streptophyta; Magnoliopsida; Poales; Poaceae.